AUGAUAUUUGCGCCCGGAGUUGGGUUCUCGUACCCCCCAGUCAAGGUCUCUUGGACAAAACGAGAGGCAAUAUUAUUUGCUCUGAGCAUCGGUGCAACCCAGGAUGAGCUGAAUCUGCUUUACGAGCUACACCCUGAUUUUACCCUGUUUCCAACCUACCCUUCUGUCCUGCAAUUCAAAGGUGGCGCGACAGAUGUAGUCGACUUCUACGCUGCACAAGACAGCGCUGUGAUUCCAGGUAUUCCGAAGUUGGACCCCACUCGUGCAUUGGACGGGGAACGGCGUCUCGAAGUUCUUUGUCCUUUGCCAACCACAUCUCAAGGUCAGGAUUUUAUGUGGCACUCCAAGGUGAUCGGAGUCUACGACAAGGGUGAGAAAGGGACGGUGCUGCAGCAUGAAUAUCUCCUCGUUGAGGCGGGAACAGGAAAAGCAUAUUCUCGACUUGUAGGAUCAGGAUUUUUCGUCGGUCAAGGUCAAUGGGGUGGGCCCAAAGGGCUUCGAGCACAACUGUUCCCUCCCCCACCCGGCAGAGAGUCCCGACCUGACGCAGUCUAUGAGACGCGUGUGGGAUCAACGAGUGCCCAUCUAUAUCGAUUGAACGGCGACUACAAUCCUCUUCACGCCACUCCCGAGCCAGGGGAAGCGAUAGGCCUGGGAGGCAUCAUUAUGCAUGGGCUGUACACGUGGAACAGUGUCGCGCAUCUUUUGGUGCAAAAGUUGGCGGGUUCAGAUCCGUCAACCCUGAAAGAAUAUGGGGCUCGGAUGUCUGCGCCAGUGAAGCCGGGGAUGAUGUUACUGACCGAGGUCUGGAGAUCGGGGAACUUCACCAACGGCUGGGAGGAUAUCAGGUUUCGGACCAGUGCUGGAGGUGUUGAGGUUCUCAGCAAUGGGAGGGCUCUAAUCAAGUGCACGUCGACGAUCGCCAAGCUUUGA
Messenger RNA from Exophiala aquamarina CBS 119918, 933 nucleotides. RefSeq lists its product as uncharacterized. Lineage: Eukaryota; Fungi; Ascomycota; Eurotiomycetes; Chaetothyriales; Herpotrichiellaceae. The coding region runs from base 1 to 933 and encodes 310 amino acids. Gene Ontology annotation, cellular component: peroxisome. The transcript is spliced from 4 exons. The record is from RefSeq and is a predicted model, not a curated record.